CUAGUAGAUUAGGAUGGAUUGGGAGAAGAGGAGAGUGGAUUUCGAUCAAAAACAGAUGGGAGGAGCAAAGAGAGAGUUUUGGAAAACAGAUAGAAACUUAGUGGGUGUGAGAGGGAAACUUAGUUUGCUCUUGUCUCUGUGUAAGGUUCCGAGGAGGUCGUUGGUGAUCCACAAGAGUAGGCAACGGAGCUAGAGCUCAGGUUUGCGCUGCGAAAUUCGAGGUAUGGAACCGGUUCAAGGUGAAGAUACAUUCGGUGAAUUCGAGAUUGGGCCAAAUGGACCGAGGCCCGUGGAUCAAGUUGACUACCAUCUACGUGUCCGUUAUGCGGCCACGUUGAGGUUGAGAAACCGGAUAAGAGAUGUAGGGCAACGGUGGAUGUUCUAUACACCUCAGAUGCAAAGGCAGGUUGUUAGGCAUCGUAUCAUGCGCGAUCAAGACAUAGCGAGAUCUGAAAGAAUUCAAGAGAUGUCUGAUAGUCUUUAUCAUCAUUUAGAAGAAGAUGUUGCUGAACAUGGUGGAAAUCAAUGGCCUCCACCCGGUGUAGAAGUCGAAGGUAAUGAAGAACAAGAUGAGGAGGAUGAUCCGAACUACGAACCAAUGGAGGAUGAAGUUAGUGAGUCUGUUAAUAAUCAAGUUCAAGUAGAUGAAGAAGACCCUAACCAUGAACCCAUGGAGGAUCCAAGUGAAGUUGUUUCGGGGCCUUCCCAACCUCCUUUAGCUACACCUAUUAAUGAAGCUUUAAGAUUUGGGAAGUCAGGGAAGUUAGCUCCGCGUUUUGUUGGACCUUUUGAAAUUCUGGAACGAAUUGGAGAAGUUGCUUACAAUGUAGCAUUGCCACCUCAACUUUCAAAUAUUCACAACGUAUUCCAUGUUUCAAUGUUGCGGAAGUAUCAUCCAGAUCCUACUCAUGUUAUUGAUUGGGGAGAAUUCGAAGUGCAUGAGCAGCUAUCUUUUGAAAUAAGGCCACUUCAAGUCUUAGAUCGUAAGGAACAAGUUUUGCGUACUAAAACAAUUCCUUCGGUCAGAAUUCUUUGGCAAAAUGGAAAUGUUCAAGAGGAGACGUGGGAAUUGGAAACUGAAAUGCACAACAAGUAUCCAGAACUUUUCUCUACUCUUGGUUCCGAGGAGGUCGUUGGUGAUCCACAAGAGUAG
Molecule: messenger RNA, 1153 nt
Organism: Fragaria vesca subsp. vesca
Lineage: Eukaryota; Viridiplantae; Streptophyta; Magnoliopsida; Rosales; Rosaceae
Exons: 4
Coding region: 224-1153 (309 amino acids)
Source: RefSeq, a predicted model, not a curated record